This is a messenger RNA of Pseudogymnoascus verrucosus, 1653 nucleotides long. RefSeq lists its product as uncharacterized. The transcript is spliced from 4 exons. Bases 118 to 1494 code for a protein of 458 amino acids. NCBI's taxonomy places the organism in Eukaryota, Fungi, Ascomycota, Leotiomycetes, Thelebolales, Thelebolaceae. The record is from RefSeq and is a predicted model, not a curated record.
CUGAUAUAAAACCUGGAAACUUAUCAUUGCCACAAAGCCGCCUCACACACUUACCCGAACCACUGGCUAAAUUUUACCGCUGCUCUUCUUUGCCUUGCCUAAUUAUUCCCUAUUGCCAUGGCCGACUCGACACCCGCAACAGAACUUCAGCGCAUGCUGCGUCGUGACUCGCCUGGCCGCAAUGACACCACUAAUGAUAUGCCAUCAUCCGCUGCCUCCAAAGUUGCCUCCGACGUUCUCUCCGACGUUGGACUUCUCGUUUCGAUUCCAAAAACAGUCCAGGCUGGUGUUGCUCUACCAAUCGUAGUUGAAUUGGGUUGCUAUGGUUUGGACCGCCGAGAUCUCCGCGCCAUAGCAACACUACUUAGCUACACCGGUGAGGGCAAGCUUGACGGAAACACAGUUGAGACUGGGCAACGUGUCUCACCCAUCAAGAUGAAGUUUUGCUUUACUCUGACUAUUACAAAUCCUGGCACUUACUGUGUUAGGAUACGUCUGGAGGAAACGCUAUUUGGCAGCAGCUAUGGGCAAAUUGACAGUGAAGAUAUCACUGUUACUAAAGUCCAAAAUUCAAGGCUGAGAGACUCUAAUGCGACAUUAGAUGAUGGGCUUGCUUCAGACGUGGAGGAAACAACCGAGACAAAUAGGAUGGUGAAUAUAGUGAAUGAUAGUAACCUUCAACCCGUAUCUACGCCUGACGAAACGGCUGAGAAAGAGGGCUUGUCUCCUCCCCCACCCCGCAAGGAACCUAGAUCCAUGACUCAAAUUCCGAGUGCGAUUUACUCUAGACAAAGUCUUGACAUACUGCAAAGGUUAUGGGGUGCACGACUAUGCGCGGGAAUGAAAGAUGAGGCUGUGCAAGGUGCUUUCAAAAAGGUCCAUGGCCAGAUGCCUCCUAAACAUCACGAACUGCUAUGCCGCGUCGCAUGGCUAUUUCAAGCUAACAAAAUGAAGAUUCUGUCACCCCCAUGGGAGGCGUUUUACAAAUUUGCUUUUGGGCAAGGUUCCGAGAUUGAGAAAGGCUGUGUCUUUGGCCAAUUGACAGAAAAUUGGAAUUCUAUAUCAAACGGCAGGAGAACCAAGGAAAAGAUCACUACUGAUUGGCAAUACAUGUUUUUUGCAACUGGUGAAUUUCUCAAGGAAAGACUACGGGAAAUUGGUUACCGUUUAUGCAUUUGCGGUGAUUCGCAGCCUCAUUCUGCUCCCCAGAAAUUUCUCUCCGAUUCAGAGGAGAACAGGGUUGAAGAAAGGAUAAAGCAAGCCGUCUUUGCUUGUACAGCUUUGAUAGUUUUUGAUUCUAGAAUCAAGGAUGGCGAAACCUCACAACAUACAUGCAAGGACUCUCACAAAGCUGUCCGCAAAGCUAUACGAGGUUUUGAGGAUGCUAAAGGGCUCUCAAAUGAAAUUCAGGACGAUUUAAGAAACAUCAAUGCAUACCUGAACAGCUGUGGUGUUAGUUCAUUAGAUUUAGAGGCGUCGAAGAUCUCGGACUGACUGAAUAAUUCUUCGGAGUCAUUUAUGGAGAAGCUUUGUAUAUGAACUUCGGGAAGUUUGCAAAUUAGAGCGUGCCGCCAGCUCAUUGCCAACUAUGCAAAGGAACCCAAGGGCGUGAGAACGACAAAGACGGAAUUGACAAUUAGCGCAAAUAGCCAC